Naegleria gruberi is the source of this 873-nucleotide messenger RNA. RefSeq lists its product as uncharacterized. The coding region runs from base 1 to 873 and encodes 290 amino acids. The record is from RefSeq and is a predicted model, not a curated record. Lineage: Eukaryota; Heterolobosea; Eutetramitea; Acrasida; Naegleriidae. The transcript has a single exon.
AUGAAUGAAGCCUAUGAAAAUGUUAAAAAACAAUGGGAUGAUGUACAAUUAUUAAGAGAACAACAACAAUAUGGACAACAAACAGUUCAAAUAAGUGAAUUAAAUAGUAGAGAAUUAAAUAUUAGUUAUGAUGAAACUAUUAAAUAUUAUAACUCAAUUAAAAUGAAAACAGAAAUAGAAGUAGCAAGAGAUAAAUUAACAAAUUCAUCAUCAAAUUCCAUGUUUAGUAAAAUAUUUUCAUGUUUUUCAAAGACAGAUAAUGAAAAUAUAAGAAAGGAAAAAGAAUUUUUAAUAGCCUUAACACAAAUACCAUUAAAUCAUGAAAUUGAACAACAUGAAAGACAAUUAUUUACAAUAUAUAAAAAAAUAACAGGAGAUAAACAAAAUUGUCCAUCUAUUGGAGCACAUUGGGAAGCCAUUGGAUUUCAAGGAAAUGAUCCAAAAACAGAUUUAAGAGGAGUUGGAAUGUUAGGUAUUUUACAAUUAUUAUUCUUUGUUUAUAGUGAUGAAAAAACAACUCAAGAUAUUUAUUCUCUAUCACAAACUCAAUCAUUUCCAAUGGCUGUUGUUUCUUUAAAUAUUACUCAAAUGAUUUUAAAAAUGUUAAUUGAAGGUAAAUUAAAAUCAUUUAUUAACAAGUAUGAAGAUUCUGUAAUGGAUGCUUUUAAUAUUGCUUAUUCAAGUGCUUUUUAUAGAUUUUAUCUUGUUUGGAAAAGAGGUCAAAAAAGAAUUAUUGAUUUUGAUAAUGUUAAAAAGGAAUUAAUCAUUCAAGUUAAUAAGAAUUUAAAUGAAAUUAUUAAUGAAUAUACUUCAAUGGUUUUAAAGAGAGAAAUUAAUGUAACUAAUAAGGAUGAAAUUAUUGAAUUUCAAUAA